AUGGUUACGGAUUCUAUACGACUUAUGCUUUUAGCAUCUGGUACCAUCGAUAAGGAUUCUAAUUAUAUUCGCUCCAAUACUGUUCUUCGUGGUCAUCAUCGUACUAUGAUGGCUGCUAUGUCCAAGGUAAUGCUUACUUCCUUUUUGACUGCCGAUCAUGGUAGUGAAUAUGUGCCCAAACUCCUCAACGAAAACAAUGAACUUUUGGUAGCUGUACGUAACUUUGUGGGGACUUGUCAAGACAUUGGUGUACCAGUUCAACACAUUGAUCCCAAAUUGGUAUUGGAUGGUGAUUCUACUGGAUACAAACAAGCAUCACAAAAAAAAUCAGAACAACAAGCCAAAUAUGCUCUUCAACAUGAUCUUGCUGAUAAUUUGGAUGUCUAUGGGACAAAUAUGCAUGAAUCAGUAGAUGCCAUUCUCUUCAAUAUCAAGGCUGGCCGACAACAAGAAGAUGAUCAUUUUACUGACAACUAUCGAUUUCUUUUUGGUACCAAAAUGUUUACUCAAUUCCGAAAUCUUUCAAGUCAAACUGGUCAAUUCCUUGGUCUUGUGGAUGAUAUUGAUUUUGUCACUGUGGAGGGAUCACCAUUGAUAUCUGAUUUGCAACAGAAUAAACAAGCACUUUCUGAUGGAUUGGGUCGACUGUUUUGCCAUCUUCAACAAGUGACCAAUCAACAUGUACCUCUCGAUAACGUACUUUUAGAUGUAGAAAUGGCCGCUAAAAGUAUUCAUAUUCCCAUUCGAAAUAUUUGUGAAUGUAUCAAUAUUUUGGUUUACGAUAACGAUAUAACAACUCGCCCAUCUUUGGAUACCAUUGCAACGGAUACCAUCAAACACACAACAAUAUCUUCAACAACAAAUGCUUACAGUGAUGGUGAUGACGGUCUUAUUGAUGAUCGAUCAUCAAGCGAUUCGCGGGCGAACGCAACAUCCAAACCAAAAAUAACAACGGCUAUUAUGGAAAAGACACCAAAUGCACCAGUAACCAAUGAUCCUUCUACAGCAUCACAAGAAUUAGAAGUUACCAAAUCAUCACAUAAACUCAAAAAGUUCUUUGGUGAUGAUGUUCCUUCAUCAGACAUUGUGACAACAAACCCUACAACGGCGGACCGACCAUCCUAUCUAUCGUAUGAUUAUGAUUUGUCAGAUAUUUCAUUCAACAUGGAAGGUAAUGUGAAAGGCGGUACACUGGCAGCUUUGGUGGAACGGUUGACUCUACAUGAUUAUCUGGAUAUGAAUUUCAACAACACGUUUUUACUAACAUACCGGUCCUUCUGCACAUCAACCGAAUUAUUGGAUUUAUUGGAAGCUCGGUACAACCUGGUACCACCAUCCGAUAUCUCAGAUGAUGACAUGGAAAUAUGGCGGCAAAAAAAACUGAAAUUGGUACGACUCCGUGUAUUCAACGUACUCAAGAACUGGUUGGAAGUGUACUACGAUGAAGAAGAUCAAAUCAUUCUAGACCGACUGAUGAAAUUUACUGACACAACCAUCCGGAUGACCCUCAGUUUUUCGACGGAUCAACUGGAACGACUGAUUCAAAAGAGAAAGGAAGGCACUGAAAUGGACGUGGGUGGAUUAAAAAAAUUGGUAUGGACACCUCAAUCCAUUCCUCAAUCGAUUUUACCUCGCAAUCCGAAAAAAUUCAAACUUUUGGACCUAGAUCCCACUGAACUGGCCCGACAAUUGACUAUUAUGGACUUCAAAAUGUAUAGUUCUAUUCGACCUAUUGAAUGCUUGGAUAAAUCUUGGUCUCGUGAAACUCCUGAUGAUGCUGCUCCUACUUCUGUCAAUAUCCGUGCCUCUAUUGAAUAUUGUAAUCAAGUCACCUCUUGGGUUUCAGAUGCUAUUCUAAGUCAAAAUGAUAUUAAGAAACGUUGUAAUUUGAUCAAGUUUUGGGUACAAGUAGCUGAGAAAUGUCGUGAAUUGAAUAAUUUUAAUACUUGUAUGGCUAUUCUUUCCGCUUUUGAUAAUAGUUCUGUAGGUCGUUUGAAAAGAACUUGGGAGAUGGUGGGAGCUCGUACCAAUCAAAUCCUAUCACAAAUUCGAAAAAUCAUGGGUGCCAAUCGUAACUUUAGUGAAUAUCGACAAUUGAUUCAUUCAGUGAAUCCUCCUUGUAUUCCAUUCCUUGGUAUUUAUCUUCAAGAUUUGACAUUUAUUGAAGAUGGCAAUUCCAACAUUAUCAAGAAAUCCAAAGAUUUGAUUAAUUUUGCUAAACGAGAAAAGACAGCCGAAGUGAUUCGAGAAAUCCAACAAUAUCAAACCUUAUUCUACAAACUCAAGACAGUGGAUGAAGUACAAUCUUUUAUUCGUGCCAAUCUACAAAGUACAAGAGAUGAAGAUCAAUUAUAUAAGGAAAGCUUGAAAUUGGAACCAAGGGAACGCGAAGAUGAAAAAAUCACACGUCUUUUGCAAGAAUCUGGAUUUUUGUAG
Molecule: messenger RNA, 2436 nt
Organism: Halteromyces radiatus
Lineage: Eukaryota; Fungi; Mucoromycota; Mucoromycetes; Mucorales; Cunninghamellaceae
Product: ras guanine nucleotide exchange factor domain-containing protein
Exons: 5
Coding region: 1-2436 (811 amino acids)
Biological process (GO): positive regulation of GTPase activity; Ras protein signal transduction
Cellular component (GO): plasma membrane
Molecular function (GO): guanyl-nucleotide exchange factor activity
Source: RefSeq, a predicted model, not a curated record